GACGUAGAAGUGUGGAUGGGCAUGACCAAGUAGUGGAGGAGAGGGAUGCCCCUAGUGAAUUGCAUGUAGACUCUGUAGUAGAUGUUGUGUUGUCUAUGCAUGAUGCACCUUUGAACUCUGCCAGAAAUGGUGAAGCUGUGCCUUUAGAACCAUCAAAUCAAGUCCUAGAUGCUAAACUUGGUAGUGCUGUACCUUUAGAACCUUUAAAUGUAGCAGUAGAUGUUGGAUCCACAAGUGUUGAAUCUUUAGAGCCUUCAAAUGUAGUAGAAUCAGAUGAAUCAACAGGUGUUGAACCUUUAGAACCUACAAAUGUAGCAGUAGAUGUUGGAUCCUCAGGUGCUGAACCUUUGAAGCCUUUAAAUGUAGCGCUAGGUGUUGGAUCCACUGGUGCUGCACCUCUAGAACCUUUAAAUGUAGCAGCAGAUGUUGAGCCUUUAAAACCUUCAAAUGUAGUAGCAACAGUUGAUUCAACAGGUGUUGAGCCUUUGAAACUUUCUAAUGUAGCACUAGAUGUUGAAACAGCAAGUGUUAAACCUUUAGAACCUUCAAAUGUAGCAACAGAAAAUGAAUCUACAGGUGUUGAACCUUCAGAACCUUUAUUGACAGACCUAGAUGAUGAAACCAGUAGUGAAAAACAUGUAGAACCUCCAAAAGCAGUCUCAAAUGUUGGAUCCAGUAGUAUGACACCUCUAGAAUCAUCAAAUUCAAUCUCAAAAGCUGGAUCUAAUAGUAUUGCACCUUUAAACCCUUCAUCUGCAGUCCUAGAUGUUGAAUCUGACAGUUUUUUGCCUUUGGAACCUGCUGUCCUAGAUUAUGAAUCUUCAAAUGGUAUUCCUUUACAACCUGUAUCUUCUGCCUUGGACAAUAAAACCAGCAGUGUUGUACCUUCAAACACCAUCCCUGUAAUUGAGUCAAGUAGUGUUGUACAUUUGAAGCCUUCAUCUGUAGCCCUUCGUGAUGAAUUCAGUUACAAUGUUUCUUUGGCACCAGAUUCUUUACCUUCACUAUCAUUCCAAUUACCAGUGAGUGUUGCUGGUACUAAUGGGACUACAGAGUACAGUAGCAUUCCUUUGAUGCCCAGUUUUGAACCCUUGACUGUCGCAACUCCAGCAAUCUACUCUGAUCAAUUAUUGCACACUUUGGAUGCAAAGAAUGAUGCACUAUCAAUGAACAAUAAUUUUACACCUGCUUUGGAUGUUAACCCAUCUAACAAUGAUAACACACUAACAGCCUACUCACAUACAUCACUACUCAAAGAUAACAUACAAACUCUGGGAACAUCAGGGUCAUUUGAUACAGAUUCUCAAAUCUCUAGUGAAAUAGAUACAGAAGCUUUGAAUUCUGUGGAACACAAAUCUGGAAAUUUGUAUCAAGCUAGGAAUGAGAACCAUGCUGCAUCUAGGAAGCAGUCUAUUGUUUCUACUAAUACUGAUCAGGAGGCUAGUGAUGUAUUGCCACAUAUAGAGGAUGAAUUUAGUGCUGAAUCGUCAACUUUUGGAGUUGAUGGGGAUCCCAUGAAUGAAAUCGAUAUGAAUGGAGGCGGGAAAGUUGUGCGUAGACCAAGAGACUUCCAUGGUGUGAGAAGAAUGGACCGUUACGCUCAUCCAAUGGCUUUUAGGGGAAGUAGAUUUGAAAAAGUUUCUGAAAUAGUACAAUCACCACAAGCAGCAGGGUUGGUGGUGAAAGUUGAAGAACCCCACCAAUCCGAAGAGGAUAAUAGGUUUGAAUGGCAAAAGCAGAAGAAUCCGGCUUUUUAUUCCUAUGGAAGUGUGGGAGAUGAGUCUGAGAUAUCUGAAGGAGAUGAUAGAGUUGAGAUCAAACUGAAGGAUGACAAGGCGCCGGGAUUUAGGGAGACGAAUUUGGAUUACACCCCAGAGAAUUUGAAACGGUUUAUGAGUUAUAUGAAUCAACAGAGCCAGGUGGAACGAGGUUUUAUCAAUGAUGUGACAACUUCAACUUCAAAAACAAAGGGAACUACUGAAGGGGUUGAGGAGUUUUCAACAAGUACAGAAGGUCGAGAGUUAGAGGCAGGAACUGAGGAUAUUUUUGUGCAUGAACAAGUUUUCACUAAUACUACCAGUUUUCCAGUUUUGAAUACUAAUGAAAACUCACUACCACAUAGCAAUGACAACAAGCAUGUGAGUGAUAUUAGAAACCCAGGUGUGCCAACAACACAAAAUAACAAAAACAAUAAUGGCAACAUUAUCCAACUAACCCUACCUGAAGACACCAACCAUUCGGCAAAACGUGUGUUUGUUAAUGUUACCAUAGGUAGUGAGAAUAGUAAUGGUAAUGAUGGUAAACAACAGCCACUAUAUGUGUUAUCUAUUGCUGUACCAUCGUUUUCCAACGAGGUAAAUGCCAAGAAUGGUGCAAUUGAAGCUACACUUGAUGAGAGAAAAUCUAGUCCUCCAUCAGGGGUUACCAGAACAUCUGUAACUGAUGUUAAUUUGACAUCAACGAGCACCAAGAAGUUUUCAAAAGUUGGUGAUGAGACAACAACUGUAACCCCAAUGGUACCAGGGUUCAGGUUAUGGGGCAGUGAAUGUCAAUGCUCAUGUCCCUGUCUACAGGAGACAAAUGAAGAUUCUCUCAGAAGUGGUGAUGAUUUGGUUGGUAAUUUGUCAAGUGCUAUCCAAAAUGAUGCUGACUCGUUUACAGGUAAUUCCACUGAGGAAACUGAAGAUACAUCGUCCAAUAGUAACGAGUACUAUCAGGAUGCUGAAGGAACCCAGUAUCUGCAGCUGGUUUAUUCGCCGGUUGAAAACAGCACAGAAACUGCUAGUAAUUCUACAGAUUUCGAUGAGGAUACCACCUCGAACACAACUACAAUGUAUAGUGUAAAUAGCAGUGACUCUACUACUAGUGAUGAUGAUUUGUUGGUGGAUUAUAACCUAGGUGUUGUAACAGAUCCAAUAACUGUAGCAGAUCUAAUAACCUUAACAGAUUUACCAUCCACAACUACUGUUCCCAACGUUGAUUUUGAUGGUAGUUUUGAAGAAGGUGGCAUCAAUGUGACUACUUCAACAUCAGUUCCUGAUCAGGAUGGAACAGAUUUUGUUGACUCGACUACAGAAUUCGAAAUGGCAGAAACUACUACUGCUGUGGAACAGGAUGAGGAUUUGGAGGUUCCUGUUGAAGUAACAGUUCCUGAACCGGUUCCAACCGGUUGUCCUGUUGUUACCACCAGUUCACCUGCACCCCCUCCACCGGUUCUUAUUUUGGAAGGUGCAAAAACGUUUCCGGCACGCUCGUUUCCCCCUGACGGUACCACUUUCUCGCAAAUAGUUUUGGGCCAGAAGCUGACCAAUGAGAUUGCGCCGUACGGCUACUGGAACAUGCAGUUCUACCAAUCAGAGGCCGCCUACGUGAAGUUCGACUACAACAUACCUAGGGGCGCUAGCAUCGCUGUCUACGGUAGGCGUAAUGCCCUGCCCACUCAUACGCAGUAUCACAUACUCGAGGUGUUGAGCGGAUUCAAGGCUAGGACUGCGAGGGCUUCACAUUCGAGCGUAAAGAAGGAAGUGACCCACUACCUGGAGCCGGGCCACUGGUUUUUGUCGUUGUACAACGACGACGGAGACCCGCAGGAGAUCACGUUUGUUGCGGCUGUCUCGGAGGACAUGACCCAGAAUUGUCCCAGCGGCUGCAGCGGAAAGGGUUCCUGUCUCAUGGGACACUGUCAGUGCAACGCUGGGUUUGGCGGCGAGGACUGUAGUGAGAGCGUGUGCCCAGUGCUAUGCUCGCAAAAGGGCGAAUACAUAAACGGCGAAUGUCACUGUAACCCGGGCUGGAAGGGCAAGGAGUGCAGCAUGCGGCAUGACGAGUGUGAGGUGCCGGACUGCAAUGGGCACGGCCAUUGUGCCAACGGCAAGUGUGCCUGCGCCAGGGGGUACAAGGGAAAAUUCUGCGAGGAAGUCGACUGCCCGCACCCUACAUGCACGGGGCACGGCGUGUGCGCAGACGGCGGCGUAUGCAUCUGCAAGAAGGGCUGGCGUGGAGCAGACUGCGCCGAAACCGACCAAGACGCACUGCAAUGUUUGCCGGACUGUUCGGGCCACGGUGUGUUUGAUCUAGAGUCGCAAACGUGCCAGUGUGAGCCGCUGUGGUCGGGUGACGACUGCUCCCGAGAGCUGUGCGAUUUGGACUGUGGACCUCACGGACAUUGUGUGGCCGACUCUUGUGUUUGCAACGAGGGGUGGGGCGGAGAGUACUGCAACCUCAAACUCUGCGAUGCCAGAUGCAACGAGCACGGCCAGUGCAAGAACGGCACGUGCCUGUGUGUGACCGGGUGGAACGGCAAGCACUGCACGCUGGAAGGAUGUCCGGCCGGCUGCUCGGGUCACGGCCAGUGCCGCGUCAACCUGGACUCGCUGUGGGAGUGUCGCUGCUCUGAUGGAUGGGACGGCCGUGACUGCAGUGUGCUGCUAGAGGCUAGCUGCUCUGAUGGACGCGACAACGACAAAGACGGCCUAGUGGACUGUGAAGACCCCGAAUGCUGUUCCAACCACUUGUGCCGAAGCAGUCAGCUGUGUGUGACGUCACCGAAACCCAUCGACAUCCUGCUACGCAAACAGCCGCCGGCUAUCACAGCAUCUUUCUUCGAACGCAUGAAGUUCCUCAUCGAGGAAGGCUCGUUGCAGAACUAUGCGCGCCAGGAGAACUUCAACGAAAGCCGCUCAGCAGUGGUGCGAGGCCGCGUGGUGACGUCAAUGGGCAUGGGUCUGGUGGGUGUGCGUGUGAGCACCAGCAUCGUACAGGAGGGGUUCACACUGACACGAGAGGAUGGCUGGUUCGACCUGUUGGUCAACGGGGGCGGCGCAGUUACACUGCAAUUUGGUCGAACGCCCUACCGACCGCAGAACUAUAUCGUCAAUGUGCCCUGGAAUGAGGUUGUGAUAAUCGACACAGUUGAGAUGUACCUGAACGACGACAAGCCAGCUUCAGUGGGGCCACAUGCAUGUCGCGCGCACGACUAUGACCUGAUGAAGCCGGUCGUGUUGGCCACAUGGAAGCACGGGUUCCAGGGUUCGUGUCCCGACAAGAGUGCCAUCCUCGCCGAGUCUCAGGUGGUGCAAGAGAGCUUCCAAAUCCCAGGCACCGGCCUCAACCUGGUCUACCACAGUUCGCGAGCCACCGGCUACCUGUCAACCAUUCAACUGCAACUCACUCCCGAGACGAUUCCGCCAACUUUGAAACUCAUCCACCUCACCAUCACAAUUGAGGGCAUCCUCUUCGAUAAGAUUUUCGAAGCUGAUCCCGGUAUCAAGUUCACCUACUCUUGGAAUCGUCUCAACGUUUACAGGCAAAGAGUGUACGGAAUCACGACGGCUCUAGUGAAGGUUGGCUUUGAGUACACCGAUUGCAAGGAUAUCAUUUAUGACGUUCAGACCACCAAACUGUCGGGUCACGAUAUGAGCAUCUCGGAAGUCGGAGGAUGGAAUUUGGACAUCCAUCAUCGAUACAACUUUCAUGAAGGUAUCCUACAGAAAGGCGACGGCUCCAACCUCUACCUGAAACAGAAGCCUCGCAUCAUCAAGACCACCCUGGGCGACGGCCAUCAGCGACCGCUGGACUGCGGCAGCGAGUGCCAGGGGGGCGGCGAAGCCUCAAAGGGGGCCGUUGGUGCCCCCCAGGGGGCCGGGGCAAAGGGUGGCCGGCUGUUGGCGCCCGUAGCGCUCGCUGCCGCCCCGGACGGCAGUCUCUAUGUGGGCGACUUCAAUCUGGUCAGACGUAUCAUGGUUGAUGGCACUGUUAGGACGGUUGUUACGCUCAAUGUAACACGAGUGGCCUACCGCUACCACAUAGCCCUAUCACCUCUGGACGGCACCCUGUACAUCUCGGAUCCGGAGUCGCACCAGAUCCUACGCGUGCGCAAUGCGAACGAUUUCUCGGAUCCAGAGCACAACUGGGAGUCGGCCGUCGGAUCCGGAGAGCGCUGUCUGCCCGGCGAUGAGGCGCACUGCGGCGAUGGAGCACUAGCUAGGGAUGCAAAGCUCGCUUAUCCUAAAGGAGUGGCAGUCUCGGGUGACAACGUACUAUACUUCGCUGACGGCACCAACAUCCGUAUGGUGGAUCGAGAUGGCAUUGUGACAACGGUGAUUGGCAACCAUAUGCACAAGUCUCAUUGGCUGCCGAUUCCCUGCGAGGGAACACUCAACAUCGAGGAGGUGCACCUCCGUUGGCCCACAGAUCUCGCCAUUAAUCCACUAGAUAACUCACUGCAUAUUGUCGACGAUCACAUGAUUCUGCAGCUUACGCCCGACGGACGUGUUAAGGUGGUAGCAGGUAGACCGUUGCACUGCCCGUCACGCGGCCAUGACAGUGAGCUGGCCACACGCGCGACUCUCGUCAUGCCGCAGAGCAUUGCGUUCGCUCCGACCGGCGAUCUGUUCGUCGCCGAAAGCGAUUCGCAGCGAAUCAAUCGCGUGCGCGUCAUUGGAACCGACGGCAAAAUCAGCCACUACGCAGGCGCGGAAUCCAAGUGCAACUGUUUAGAUCGUGGCUGUGACUGCUUUGAACAGGAUCACUUCCUUGCUUUCACCUCCAAGUUCAACACCAUCUCUUCUGUGGCUGUGUCACCAGACGGCAUUCUGCAUAUUGCUGACCAGGCUAAUUACAGGAUCAGGUCUGUGGUGGCUAGCAUACCGGAAGCGAGAAAUACACCGGCGGAAGCAUAUCAGAGAGAGUAUGAAGUGUAUUCGCCCGAUACACAGGAGGUGUAUGUAUUCAAUCGGUUUGGACAGCAUAUAUCCACCAGGAAUAUACUCACAGGUGAAACCAGCUACCUGUUUACAUACAACGUGAAUACAAGUAACGGAAAACUUAGUACAGUCACUGAUGCCUCCGGAAAUAAGGUCUUCCUACGUCGUGAUUAUGCAUCUCAGGUAAAUUCGAUCGAGAACACCAAGGGCCAGAAGUGUUUGAUAAGGAUGUCGAGAAUGAAACUUUUGAGCGAACUCAGCACACCGGACAAUUACAAUGUCACCCUGGACUACUAUGGACCCACUGGAUUACUUCGCAGCAAACUGGACUCGACAGGUCGCUCGUACGUGUACAAUUACGACGAGUUUGGACGCUUGACGAGUGCAGUGACGCCCACCGGCAAAGUGGUCAGGUUGGCAUUCGACCUGAGUGUGAAGGGAGCCAUGGUCAAGGUGACCUUGGACGACAGGCAGCCUAUUUCUAUGCUCAUCAAGGGGUCGACCGUCGUUACCAAGUCUGGCGAAUCACAACAAAGUACAAUGAUCGGGACAGACGGAAGUGUGUCGACGACGUCACCGUGGGGUCACGUGGUAAGCACGGACACCAUUCCAUACUCGAUCCUGUCGGACGUGGACCCGAUUCUGGGUGAGAGCUACCCGGUGCCCGCCAAGCAGAGGGUGGAAAUUGGCGGAGAGCCGGCCAACCGUUUCGAGUGGCGAUACUUUAUGCGCAAGCCCAACGGCCAAGCCAAGUUCCGGCCGCAGCCUGGUGGCGUGGUACAAGUAGGCAGGAAACUGAGAGUGAAUGGUGAAAAUCUGCUGACGCUGGAGUAUGACCGUGAGACUGGAACAGUGGCCGUUUUCAUGGAUGACAGAGUCGAACUGUUGAAUGUCACCUACGAUAGGACGGCGCGGCCUGUCAAAUGGGGACCAAGGAACGGAAUAUUCGCCGGUGUUGAGUUGGAAUACGACAGGUUCAGUCGCCUGAGUAAAUGGAGAUGGGGCGAUUUGACUGAGAGCUAUGGCUAUGACAGGUCUGGACGUCUGGCUGAGAUAUGGUAUGCUGACGGCACAUCGACAUUGUACACUUUCAAGGAUCUCUUCAGUACUUUGCCCCUGAAAGUGACGACCCCUCGUGGCAGUGACUACCUUCUUCAGUAUGACGACGCCGGCGCUCUGCAGUCGCUAACGACGCCACGAGGUCACAUCCACGCAUUCUGUCUACAGACGUCGCUCGGCUUCUUCAAGUACCAGUACUACUCCCCCAUCAGCAGACAUCCUUUCGAACUGCGCUACAACGAUGAUGGACAGAUUUUGGCUAAACUCUAUCCCCACCAGUCAGGUCGCGUGGCCUACGUGUACGACCAAUCAGGCAAACUGGACACAGUGUUGGCAGGUCUGUCUUCGAUUCACUACACCUACCAGGAGAGCACCAGUCUGGUCAAGAACAUCGACAUCAUUGAUCCGAGCUUCGAGCUCAAGCACGAGUUCAAAUACCAUGUCGGCCUGCUCAAGGAUGAGAAGCUCAAGUUUGGAAGCAAGAGCGGGCUGCAUAAUACUCAUUACAGAUACCAGUUUGACGGCAACGCGCGCAUAUCGGGCAUCGACGUGGACAUAGACGGCAAGCAACUGCCGCAGCUGCGUGUCAAGUACAGCCAGAACCUGGGCAUGCUGGAGGGGAUGAGCGACCUGCGGGUGUACCGAAACACGUUCAACCGCUCCGUGAUGCAGGACGCCGGCAACGAGUACUUCACCAUCACCGACUAUGACCAGCAUGCGCGAGUCAAGGCUGUGCUUAUCAAUAUCAAAUCGUUCGACGUGUUCAGGAUGGACCUGGAAUACAACACGCGCGGCCGUAUCAGCGCCACUAAGCUGGUGAUUGGUCGCACCUCCAGCCAACAGAAGAUGGCCUACAGCGCCGACGGGCACAUCCUGGAGGUGACGGGCACCAACGAGUGGAAGUACACCUACGACGAGAACGGAAACGCUAUCUCGGUCACCGAACAAGGACAGAAACUCACGCUCGGCUACGAUGCUGGUGAUAGGGUCGUUCAGGUGGGAGAUGUGGAGUUGAACGGGUAUGACGCGAGAGGAUUCGUGGUGCGACGCGGGGAAACCAAGCUCAGAUACAACGAGCGUGGUCAACUGAGUCAUGCUACCGAGCGAGACCGAUUCACAGCGUGGUACCGUUACGACGACCGAGGACGGUUGUUGGCGAUGCAGGACGCACAGGGCAACACGACACAGCUGUUGUAUGCGGAUCCACACAACCCCGACCACGUGACUCAUCUGCACUACCCCAAGACGGGCCGCACCUUCCGCUAUCUCUACGGCGAGAAGGGCUGGCUGGUAGCCGUCGAGACAUCCGAACAGAGAUUCUACGUGGCUUCCGACCAGAACGGUUCUCCUCUGUCUCUGUUCGACACGAAUGGAAACAUCAUAAAGGAGAUCAAGAGAACUCCUUUCGGUCGCAUCAUCCGCGAUUCAAACCCUGACUUCCUGCUUCCGGUCGACUACCAGGGUGGAAUUCCCGAUCCUCUUACUGGGUUGCUCUAUCUCAAUAAGAGAUGGUACGACCCAUCAGUGGGCCAAUGGAUGACCCCCGACUGGGAGCGAUUGGCCAAUCAGCUGACAGCUCCUACCGAUGUGUUCAUCUACCGAUUCCAGAACAACGACCCCAUCAAUCCGGUGCGCGCGCAGACUGUCAACUACAUGACUGACCUCCAAAGCUGGCUGCAGCUCUAUGGUUACAAUCUGAACAACAUGCUCGGCUCGCUCUACACGAGAUCGAUUGUCUAUCAGCCGAGCGCCAAGAUUAGCUCGCCGCAACUGGCGCCUGAUUUCGGCGUCAUGAGUGGCUUGCAGUGUAUUGUUAGUAAGGUAACGGGCAACUUCGGUUCGCUUGGUUUCGUGGCCGAACCUCUACUGAAGAUGGAGGCUCGAACCCGCAACCUGUUGCCGCGAGUCGCGUAUCGGCGCGCCGUGUUCGGCGAAGGUCUGCUGAUCUCGCGGUCGGCGGGUCGCGCCCUCGUGUCCGUCGUUGAAGGGGUCAACAGCGUCGUCCAGGAUGUGGUCACGUCCGUCUUCAACAAUUCGCACUUCCUCGAUCUACAUUUCACGCAACACGAUCAGGAUCUCUUCUACUUUGUCAAGGACAACGCACUGAAACUACGCGACGACCUUGAAGAGUUGAGGCGACUGGGCGGCAUGUUCAACGUGUCAACACACGAGACGACCGACGGCCGAGAGCUGCGACUGCAGUCGUCCGACGCUGUCGUGUCGCUGCGAUACGGCGCCGAUCCGAUGCAGGACCGACAUCGGUUGCUGAAGCAUGCGCACAAGCGGGCCGUGGAGAGGGCCUGGGAGAUUGAAAAGGCGUUGGUAGCGUCGGGGUUGUCAGGUCGUGGAGAAUGGACUGAAGAAGAACGUGAAGAACUGAUUUUACGCGGAAGAGUUGAUGGCUAUGAAGGAUCCGACAUUCACAGUGUACAGAGGUAUCCUCAGCUGGCCGACGAUCCCGGAAAUGUCGCUUUCAGAAAGGAUGCUCGCAAGAAACGCAAGAGGAGGACUCACCGACACGAGGAGGCAACGUGAGGUGGUGUGUUGCAAACUGCCUGCAACGGAGUAGUGGCGCAAGGUUGCAACGGAACUGUGGUGUUGCAUAACUAGUGAUUUGUGUUGCAUAGUUCACCUGCAACGUGUGAUUUCUGUUAUUAAAUUCAUCUGCAACAUGUGAUCAUGGUUGCAACAGAACUGUGAAGUUGCAUAACUAGUAAUAUCUGUUGCAUUGUUCAUCUGCAACGUGUGAUUUCUGUUAUUAAAUUCAUCUGCAACAUGUGGUCAUGAUUGCAACAGAACUGUGGAGUUGCAUAACUAGUGAUAUCUGUUGCAUUGUUCAUCUGCAACGAGAGAUUUCUGUUGCAUAGUCAUCUGCAACCACAAGUGAUUUGUGUUCCAUAAUAUGAUGUGAUUGCAACAUUUGAGAACUUCACCUGCAACAUGUGUUUUAUGUUGCAUAGUUCAUCUGCAACAGGGAAUUUUUCUUGCAUAGUUGACCUGCAACUACCAGUGAUUUGUGUUCCAUGAUGUGACUGCAACAUUUAAGAACUGAUCCUUCGUCAACAGUGUUGCAUAAAACCUGCAACAAGUGUUGAUUGCAACAUGACAUAAAAUGUGUCAACUGCAUUGAAUAGAACCUGCAACUAUACUGUUGUUUGCAACAUUAAAUAACGUCCUCAACAACUAUGUUGCAUUGUAUAACUUGUAACGUGAUAGAACUGUGUUUCAUCAACUUAAAAUAACUUUCUCGUCAACUGUGUUGCAUUGUAACUUAUGAAUGUGUAACGUGAUAGAACUGUGUUGCAUAAAAAUGUGAACAUGCAACGAGUGUUGAGAUUCUGUUGCUUCAAGUUUUGAUGUAGAGUGAACUUUGAUAACACUGUUGCAUAUAACUUGCAGUAUGAUGCAGGUUUAAAACUGUUGCGUAUAAGGUUAUUGUUGCAUAAAAUAACAUUCAAAAUGUAAUGUUACUUAAGGAACUUGAAGAUUUGAAAGUGUUGCAUACAUCUUUAGUCAUGAAUUCUACUUUGAAUCAUUGAUAUGUAUGUUGUAUUGAACUGGCAACAUAUAUUGACUGAUGAAUUUGUAACCAAACUUGUUCACCAUACAAGUGUAGCAAUGUAUGUAACUAGAAAUGUAUCUUUAUUGCAACGUUAUUACAUCCUAUUUGCAACAAAACUGUUGCCACAAUCGAGUUCUGAGUCUUGCAUGCAACAUGAACGUUGCAACAUAAGUUUACAACAAAAACAGUAAAUCCGUUGCUCCGCUGCAGAAUCUAACCUAUAACACUGAAACAAACAAUGUGAUAAUUCUCUUAUUAGCUACUCUUCUUCUUCUAAUUAUUAUCAUUGUAUAUUAUUAUUUAUUGGAGUGAUAGUGUAUUGGUUACGAAUUUUUUACGUUUUGUGAAGAACUUGUUGGAUAUUAAUGACUUUAGGAUAGUGUGAUUUGUGGAUUAGUGAUGUUUAUGGGUUAAUACGAGUGCUGAAUUUUGAGCGGUUCUGAAAUCUGAGUUUUAAAAUAUUUUAAAAGAUCCAUUCUUGAAAAAUCAGCAAUGAUUUUGGUGUGUUUCAAACAAUACUCUCCAACUUGUGAAGAAAUUCAAAAUUCAAAUUCAUCAAAAUUCGGCACUGUAUUUACCUUGAUUAUUUUAGAAUAAGGGUAAUUAGUCCAAGUUGAUUUAUACUCGAUAAAACUCAUUGAAGAAUAGCAAAGCUUCAAGUUUUGUAGCCUACAAUCAACAAUUUAGUUGGAAAUUUGGAUUUGUGGCCUGUGAACAAGUAAUGUUUUAACUCAUGAAAUAGAUUUAUUAUUCAAUAACAAUAUUGUUCUUCUAAGUAGGAAGGAAGCUUGAGUACCUAAAGGUGCGUACACGCGCCGCGAACAUGAGCAAUUCACUUUUAAUCAGCUGACUAUAUCUGUAUUUCUACAGAAACGGUAAGAUACAGAUAUAAAAAGCUUGGCAUCAGCUGAUUGAAAGUGAAUUGAUCAUGUUCGCGACGCGUAUAUUUGUACGCACCUCAAUAGAUAUUUUUAUCAACUGAUACCUGGUUUGAAGUACCGGUACACCUUUUUGUCAAACCAUCUUUUAAACGCACAAAUUUCUAACUCUUAAAAUAAUAUGCACAUAUUAUUCUAGUCUUCAUAUAUAGUCAGGUCUUCAUAGAUCUAUGAAUCCUAAGCUCUGUGUUUCACUUUUAAUUAUUAUUACUAUGAAAUCUUAAUUUUUAAUUCAGUAAAGGUUUCCACUGGCUUGUACCAAAAUAAGUUUUAUCAAGUGCCUAAUCAACAGCUUGACUUUCUACCCUUAUUGUAAUGAUUAUACAAUAAUUUCCCAAAAUUAUUUUAUGAUCAUUAAAUUGUAACUAUUCGAUUACCUUAUAUAUUAUGCUUUAUGCAGGUAUAUUAUCAUCAAUGAGCAAUUAUUAGACUGUACACCUUUAACGUUACUUGGGUAUGUUGAGUGAAAAAAACAUUUAUCCUCAAUAAUGUUGAAGAAUUUUCAUGUAUUGUUGUUAUAUUGUUGAUUAUUGACGAGAUGGGGUGACUUUAAGUCAAUUAAUAAUAAUUUUUCUCUCAUUGUAUCGCUUUUUUCGAUUUUUCAAUCACUAAAAUUGUGUGAAUAACUGGACUGGAAUGAAACUAUAUGUAACUGGAUACUGGUAUUAUAUAUGUGAAAUUUAUUUGGUGCUGAACUAUUAUUAUUAAUUAAUAAUUGUGCUAUUUAAUUGUCUUAUUCUCAUUUUUUAUAUAAUUCACAAAUUGACUACAGUUAGAUGAGUCUCUUGCAUGUAACAAUGUUGAAUGUUCUUUUUACAUUCUAAAAAAAUUGAAGAAGAUAAUUCUGAAUUCAAAGCAAUUCAAUUUCACUGAUUUAUCAAGUUGUGAGAAAAACAUCACAUUAAAUUAUUAGUUCAUAAAAUAUAUAUUUAUAGAUUUAAUUUUUUUGUUUUCAAAAUUUCCAAUGAAAUUAUUAAAACUCUUUGAUACCUUUUAGGUAGGUUCCCCAUUCUUGUUUUCAAAGUUUUCAAUAAAAUUGAAAUUCUCUCAAAUCUUUGAUAUAUUUUAUUUGAUGGUAUUUAGUUUGUUGUAGAAACAAGAGUUUUUCUCGUGGAAAACUAUGAGAGUUAUCAAAGAUUCUCUUAUUAAUGGUAUAAUAUCUUCACUAACUAAAUCUACAAUAGUUAUCAAUGUUUUUCCUAAUUUUAUUAAUCAUAUUUUACCAUUUUUUUAUGAAAAUUUUGUAUACUCAUACCUUGUUCUCAGUGGUGUUAAUUUGGUGCUAUAUUGAUACAAAUUAAAUUAUUUUGUGGUAACUCAAUUAUUUGAAAAUUGUAAACCAUUUUUUACAAUAUUCAAUUAAUACCCGAGAUCGAUCAUCCACCAUUCGGACAAUUCCUGAUAUGUUGCUUUCAGAAAGUUUCAUGUCCAAUUUUGAUAAUUUGAAUUUUUUCUCCCCAAAAAUAUACGUUAUUUUUCUCGUAUAAAAUGUAUUCAACAAGGAUUUCAAAGUUAAUUUGAAAAUCGCUACUUGAAAAUUCAAUAAAUAUGUUUCUUUCUCAAAUUUCCAUGUCCAAUUUUGAUAAUUUGAAUUUUUCUCUCCAGAAAUAUACGUCAUUUUUCUCGUAUAACAUGUAUUCAACAAGGAUUUUCAAGGUUAAUUUGAAAAUCACCACUUGAAAAUUCAACAAAUUUUGUUUGGAACAGAAUCAAUUCUCAUAUUUUGUUCCUUUUUAGAAUGUAACAAGUAAUAUUCACUAGUUAAGCUUGUCCUUGACUGAUCUUGUACAUGUAAAUACUACCGGGUAAGACUUUAAUAUGCUUGUAAUACAUAUAUUAUUGAUAAUUCUUACUACAUAUUAGUACUUAAAUACCAUAUAAAAUAUGACAGAAGAAGUACACGCUCAAAAGAAGAUACUGGAAAAUUUUUCUCUAAAAACUUGUGGUUACUGUCAUAGAUCGGGGAAUAAGUUCAAGAAUAAGAACUAAUGUCUUGAAUGUUGGGAAUUUUUUGGAAGACAGUUUCAACGAAUUCGAUUAGGUGUUUACGAGUUUUUAUUAUAUUUUUGAAUCUCAAUAUUCCAGUUUGACAAUGGUUUUGAUGUAGAUGCAACCAGGGUUAACCGAUCUAAAGUUGGAUAAAACAACGAAAAUGUGAGAAAAGUUGUAGAACAUCGUAUCUUCUGGACAUGCUUGUGUGGUGUAUCGUGUAUAACCAAAGAGCUUUUAGAUUAUGGUGUGUAAUAUUGUAGAUAAACAGUUAGAAAUUAUCCAUAAACUUCUCGGCGUUAAAAUUGGUGUGUAAAUAACAUUAAAUUACUAUUAAUAAAACUUGGAGAUUGUGUUAGAGCUCUUCAGUUGACAAUCGAGAUAUGUGUGUAUGUAUGUGUGUGUUUUUUAUUGCUCGGAAAUGUGUUGUAUAUAUAGGGAAAUGUUACGUAAUAAACGAUAGUUGAAUGUGGUAGAGAAACGAACAGAUAUAGGUAUAGUUGUAAUAGGGGUUUUGUCUAUAAGAGCGGCCUAUACGAAAAUAUUGGGAACUUUAAUUCAUUUUUAAAUCAAGUUUCUAAUUUGGAGCUGAAUAUCCAGGGUUUCUUUGAAAUUCUUGAGAGGUUUUUAUGUAUAUGUGGACUUUGGAUAAACUUUAUUUGUGCUAUCAAAUCGUUUCUAAAAACCAUUAAUUCAAAUAUACAGGUAGCUUCAUUUCAACUUGGUUCCAUUAUCCACAGAAAAGUAUAUUGUCCACUCAUGACAGGAGAUACUACCUGAACCUAAAUAAAAUAUGAUCAGAUAAAUUCUACUUUUGAAAUUUUACAGUCUAGAGUGGUUUCUAGGAUUGAUCAGGCUCCAUAAAAUAACAGAAUCAAAUAUCACAGAUUGAGCUUAACAUGUUAUGAUAUCACAAUGAAGGUGCUAUAUAGGAAGAUUGAUUAUUUAUUUACUACAAUAACUUUUGUAAUCAUUCCAAAAAAUGAGAUUAUCAGUUUCAACUUUCUCUAUUUCUCCCUUGUGAAGACAUAUUUCUCUUGUGUUACUGUUGCCUGUAAUUGGAGCUCUGAAGAAGGAGAAAUAGAAGUAAGAGAAGAAAUGAUUGGUUAAUGAGGUGGAACAUAAGAAAUAGAAGGCGGAUAAUUUACAUCACAAACUUGUGUUCAGAAAUGACAUUUUUUGUUCAGAUCUGAAUACAAAAGUAAGACAUCACAGAUAUUGAUACUGAAAAAUCAACUGAAAUACUCAAGUCAGUGGAAGGUGAAAAGCUAGUCAUCUAUUAUUUGUAUCUUUCUUUUUUGUUUGAAAACAGUUAGCAUUGAAUUUAAUGAGUGAAUUUACAACUUUAUAAAGUUUCAAAAUUAUUUUGUGCGUUUUUGAAUCUUGAACUUCAUUUAUAAUCCUUAAUUUUUAAAUGUUUUCUGAUACCUACUUGUUGUGUGUAUGUGGCAAAGAAUGUGUGUGAGAGAGUUUAUUAUCCUAAAUAAAUAUGUUAAUAAGUCAGGAGAAAAAAUCUCAUUUAUUGAUAUAAAUAAGUCUGUAUCCAGUCAUUGUGUACAUUAUUACAACUACUGUUUUUUAUAGUGAGAUAUUUUUAAAACCAUGUUGACUCUGUGAAUGUAAUACUAACUUACUAUUUAAAAGCAAUACUUAAACACUAAGGUCCUAUCUGAGAUAUAUAUGUAAAGUUAUAUUAUUAAUUGUAAAAUGAUGUAUAAAUAGUUUUUAAAAUAGUUUAGUUCCUGUGCAAUCCAAGUUUUUUCUAUUUUAAUUUCUCAACUUCAAUUGUUACACACGUCUCAAUAAUAUUAUCUAAUACUAUAUUGUUUUUGGUGAUCUUUUUCAAUGGAAAAAACAACUUUUUAUCUAUAAAAUAGUCGAUGACUUUUAAAAUAAUUUGGUUUUUUCUUUGUGUAGUUUCUUAGAUGAUUGUAAACGUCUUCAAAAGAAAAAAGCAUAAUAACCAUUGAGAAAAUAAUAUAAAAUUAUUGAAAAAUAUGUGCUUCUCUUAACGGUAAUCACCAGUCCAAAAGUUCGAAACAUUAUGGAGUUAUUCUCCGUGAUAUUUUAUUCUUAAAAUGAGACUUGAUGUAUUUUAUUAACCUUUUGUAUAGACAUUAUUAUUAAAAAAAAUUGAAAAAGAAAAAAUUACAUUGUACAUAUGAAGAGAAGAAUGAUGAUGCAAACUUAGUUAGAUUUUAAUGAAACAUAAAUUGUAUGCAUUGUAUAUUUUAAACCAGUUGAAAGAUAGGAAAUUUAAUAAAAAAAAUG
Messenger RNA from Nilaparvata lugens (brown planthopper), 16523 nucleotides. Its product is annotated as teneurin-m. Gene Ontology annotation, cellular component: membrane. The record is from RefSeq and is a predicted model, not a curated record. Gene Ontology annotation, biological process: motor neuron axon guidance. NCBI's taxonomy places the organism in Eukaryota, Metazoa, Arthropoda, Insecta, Hemiptera, Delphacidae. Bases 96 to 10298 code for a protein of 3400 amino acids. The transcript is spliced from 35 exons.